UAGUAACACUUUUUAGGCAAAAAAAAUUGUGAAGUGUGAUAACUACGUGCAGACGUAAUUUAUAUUAGAAAACUAAUUGUCGAUAAUAUUAUAAACAAUUAAUUAGAUAUUUAAGUGAUCAAGUGCACUUUUGAAUGGAUUAUUACAAAUAAAAGUAUUGUUGAUUUUUUUAGUUUUUCCGAUAUGUUAAUAGAAAAUCCGGACGCUUUCAAAUCGUGGUUGACGUCCAUAUUGGAACCACUUUGUGAUGCAGAUCCAGCAGCCCUCGCCAAGUAUGUUUACGCUCUUGUCAAGAAGGACAAACCCGUGGACGAGCUCCGUGAGGUGAUGAUGGAUCAACUCGAUGUGUUUCUCCAGCAGGAAACCAAACCAUUUGUUGAAAUGCUGUUUGGUUCCCUUGAGAAACAAGAGUAUCUGAAACAUAGUCGGGAGCCAGAGAAGCCUACUCCUCCACUACCAGAACCUGAGAAAGAACCCCAGUUGGAGAACCAUGCUACCAAUGGGCCUGCUCCUCCACUCCGGCACCGCGUGGUCGUACCUAGGGCUGCGCCUCCGACCGAGCAGACACUCGUAAAGGUUCUGCCGACUGAGCUGCUGGAGGAGCCUGUAUACCAACCUCCGCGGAGAAGAGAGAGGCGCGCUGAUUCUCUACGUGACAAAGAUGAUCGUCGAAGACGUCGAUCUCGGUCGUGGGAGAGAAGAAACCGUCCUCGAAGACACCUCAGGGAAAACGAGCAUGAUGGUAAACGGGUCCGACCCUCAAGGUCUCCUUCUCCUCGAAGGUAUAGAAACAGAAGUCCACCUCCAGCAGACAGAGCUAGCAGGUCUAGAUCAAGGUCCCCAGUGCUGACCCGUGACAGGGACCACGACAGAGAGAGGGACAGACUGCGCGUGGUGCGUGAAAUAGAAAGAGAUAGAAUAUCGCGAGAUAGAGAACACAGAGAUACGAUCUCAAGAUCAAGAGACCGGGAUAGGUCUCGCGAUAGGUCCCGGGAGAGAUCUCGCGAUAGAUCCCGAGGUUCACUAUCGCCCAUACCGGAUACGAGGCUAGACCAUAAAGACGGCUACAAGCGGAGAUGUAGAGAUUUCGAUGAGAAAGGAUACUGCAUGCGAGGAGACCUCUGCUCAUGGGACCAUGGCGCCGACCCUCUAGUGCUGGAAGACGCCGCUUUGUCAAGGGUCAUGCUGCCCGCUCACGUGCCUGAAUACAACCCCCUGGCCCCAGACAUCUGGUGCGGGGGAGCCUUCCCCGGGUACCCGCCGCCACACCCGCCGCGGGAGCUCAUACCCAUACCCAGAGUAAGACAUGAAGCUCCUCCCAUGGCGGGUAUGCUCCCGCCCCGACCCAGACAUCCCGCUCCCAACAAGAAACCCUUCGACUACAAUAGAUUAGGCCCGGUCCGUCCCCCGCUACCUGCCAACGCGGCCAACUGUUCAUUGGAGGUGAAGAAGGUGCCGCGCGGACUGAACGAUAUAACGCAUUUGAACAAUCAUUUCUGUAAAUUCGGAAAGAUUGUUAAUAUACAGGUUUGCUAUGAAGGAGAUCCAGAAUCAGCUUUAAUCACAUUCUCGACUCCGACAGAAGCCAACAUAGCAUAUAAAAGCACAGAGGCUGUACUCAACAAUAGAUUUAUCAAAGUCUUCUGGCACAACCCUGAGAACAAACAAGAAAACACUGCUCCGGCCGGUCAACAACAAAACAAGCAGACGGACAGGAACUCGCAGUUUACCUCCUCGCACAACAAAGUGCUAAUAAACAGAGACAACAUUAAAGCUACACAGGAAAAUAAACUUCAGAAUGAAAAGAACGAGAAGGAAACCGCAAACGGCCAAGAACCCAAAAAGGAACAAAUAAAACCAUUCGAGAAGACCAAACAAGUAAUGGAGAUGUACAAACGAGCCCAGUCGCUGCUGGAGACACAGCUGCAGCAGCAAGUGUUGCUGAUCAAGAAACUGGAAUCUGGCAACAUGACUCCGGCUCAGCGGACAGCUCUUCUAGACGCCAUUAAUUCAGCUCAGGAGGGCAUCGAAAAGCUGAGGAAAGAGCUGGUGGCUUACAAUGGAGUCAUCAAACAACUGCAGGAAGAGUCUGUAGCGCGUUCGAUGUCCCGCCUGCAACUAGCUCAGCAGGCGAACUCGCAUAAGAAGCCGAAAACGAGAGAAGAGGCCCAGAAGGAGAUCCUUGAUGCUGAACUGGAUAUGUUCACUAAACAGCAGGAAGGACAAGACGUGACGGACCUAGCCAAGAAGGUGGCUGAGCUUAGAAAACAAAUGUCGAUACAGUUCCCUACUCAUCCGACGGCGAGGAGAGUUCAUGCUAGCUACUACCGCAUAGUGAAAAGGAGAUACAGGGGCGGCAGGUUCAACACCCCAACCCGCUUCACCCGGGGCGCUAUGUCCGGGAGCAGAGCGUUUAGCGUCAACCAGACCGUGGACCACAGACCCCGGGCGUUGCUGAUAUCCGGUUUCGAAGCGGAUGAACUCGAUACGCUCUUACAACACUUUGCUCAAUACGGCGAAGUUCUGAGCAAACAUGUGGACAUGUCGGUCCCCCAGCUGACGCUGCUGUACAAGGUGCGCGCGCACGCCGAGCAGGCCGCCGCGCACGGCCGCCACUGCAGCGACCGCACGCUCUCCAUAACGUGGGUGACGAGCGUCAAUAAGACCCUGCACAACAACAUCGUGCACUCGAACGCGAACUCAGAGUCCAGGGACGGGCCCGCGCGCAACGGGGGUCCCGCGCCCCCCGUCCGCGUCGACCACAACGACCUCAACAAGGACGAGCAACCAGCGCAAGAACAACCCGAGGAGAGCAUACUCCGGUUCGACGAGGAGGAGGAGGAGGAGGCCGAGGAAGACCGCUCGUGGAGACGUUGACAGCGCGCCCGGCGCCGUGUGCACGCCGCCCCCGGCGACCCCGCGCGACCCCCCGCCACCUGCACGUGCCGCACGCCCCCCGCCCCCGCCCUCACCCUCGCCCUCGUGACCCUGACACGAGCAAUACGGGAGUUAAUUGCGAGGAAAAACUUUAACCAACGUAUUUGGCACGUUCAAUGUUGUCAGGAACGAAUCGCGUAAUAAAGAUGUAGGCUGUCCCAAAGGAAUAGAGCGUUUUGUAUUAUAAAUAUUGUUUGUAAAAAUUAAAUUUGUUAAUUACCCUUAGAGGUUUUCGUUCGCAAUUACGUCUCGUAUUUUAAUUUUAAAUCUCUUAUACGUUUUAAAUACAUAUAUUCAGCGCGUUGUUCGUGUCGGAAAAUUUGUGUAAUUUAUUUUUGAAGUGAAACUUCUUUAGGCGCCUUAGAGUAAAAUUUAACUCGCGACAAAUUCGUUACGGUUAGAGAGAAAAGAUAUGAUUUAGGUUGAGCGAGAGUGAGAAAAUAGACAGAGCGUCUCGCGAACCACUCGACUGUGGAGAGAGAGAAAGGACAAAACGAUUUAGGUCGUUUCUCUUAAACACAGCAUUCCCUAAUAACAAGAGUAAUUUGAUUUAAGGAUAAAAUUGAAGAAAAUCACUAUACUACACACCGCAAAAGAAGUUUCACUUCCCUUAUUUUCACGCGCAACAUGUUUUAAUUUUAGUUUGUACAGAAAGGACUCUUAUACCGUGUCGUGGCCCGCACGAGUUGGCACAACGACCCUGACUUUUAUCGCUGCUAAGUUGCUCCGUUGUUAAUCGCGUGCCACCACAAUUGUAACUUCAGUCUUACGUAUCACAGUCAAUUCCAGCUAAUUCAUAGCUAUAUAAAAAUUGUUAUACAUUUGAUAGUCUAUGCGUAGGGUCUGUCUGGUUUGUUGAGUGAGUAGUUAAAUCUUUUCUGUGAUAUAAUCCAGGACUGGACAUUUUUUAUUUCUCAAAAUUUUCCUGCGAUCCUUGUACGGCUCAUCCAAACGUAACGACAUUAGGUGACGUCAUUUGUGGCCAAAAUGUAUCGCCAACGCUCUAGUCGUGCUAAAACGUGAUUAUCACCCACACCUAUUUAGUGAUUUAAAAUAUAAUAUUCUAAUAUUAUAGGUAAUUAAUAAUUUAAUUCUAAACGCUUUAUUUCAAUUAAAUUUUAGUUGUCUCUUUGUGUAUCACUGAGAAUUUUUUUUUACGAAAUUUCCCAAUAGUCCUUUCUGUCCGAACCUACACAAGUUUUAAUUUUCUCUUUAUUUUAAUUCAACACUGAAUUAAACAGUCGUAUCUCGUCAAAGCUUAGUGAUAUUUUAUGUUACUUGAUUAUUAUCGCAUUAUUUUCUAUAAUGAAACCAAGGAGCAACAAUAAGAUUGAUUCGUUCUGAUAUCGUUAAAUCUGAAGGGUUGGUAUUAGGGGGUCAUAGUUUCAUCAGUAGCUCGGUUUUAGUGACGUCACCGUUGAGCGUGCGAACGAGACGAGAUAUCCUGCCGUCUCACUCUUUCAAAGAAUUCUGAAAACAAAACUGAAAAGUUGACCAUUCAAGUAUUUCGUUGUAUAGUUUGGUAACGAUGAAGUCAAUUUCUGUAGCUUGUUUUAUGUACAGAAUUACAAUAAUAGUUGUAUAUACUGUAUACACAUGUUUAUGUAAGUUUCCUUAAAACAAUUCUCAGCCACAAUAACUAAAGAAAUGAUACUAGAAGUAUUAUUUGAAUUGCCUUAAUCGAACCGUUACUAUGAAAUGCCUUAGAAAUUUGAAAAAAGGAAAAGAGAUUUGUUGUCUGGUUGUAGAGUCUGUGACUGAAGUAUCGUCGUAGGGCUCCAGUAGGUUCGCUAUCAGAAUCGUCCGUCGUGACGAAAUUUAUUUCGUAUGCCACGACAAAUCGCAGUUCCACUAGACGUAUUGAGAAGCGAGGGUAUUGGAUGCUGGAUCACUGAUGCGACAGUCAGCGGUAGAGAUAGAGGGAGUGGUCAAACAAGAAAAAUAACUUUGAUGUAUAGCGCGCAAUGUACUAGGUAUAAAAUUUUGAUUGACGACUUUGCUUUAGAUUGCGCGUUCAGUACUGACCUACCAAAACGACUGGUAGUUUUUGCUUGGCCAAUCUAAAUGAUUUUGUUUUUCGUUAAAAUUAAGGUUAAUUAAUUAAACGUUAAUUAAUCUCAAUCUAACUACUUGUUGAAGGAACAGUUGAAAAUGCAUAGCUGAAAUUGAUAGCGCUUAAGAGCUUUUUUUCUUUCGCUGACAGCCUAAGGGGCUAUUCCAGCUAUUCCUGGACGGGUAGAUGAGCUCACGGGCUCAACCUGAGAGAAUUUGCUAACACUAACCCUAGCAAGAGCCGUGCUUCGCAGAAUCUACCAGCGGAUCGGAAACGCGACCUACUGAGAAGAUCCGGCGAGAAAAUCAGUGGGCUGUGUCUGUUGAACUCUACGUUGGGAGCUUUAAGUGUGUCUGAAUUGCGUUUAAAUGUCGCUUUGAAUACUGCAACUAAAAGCUCUGCUGGCUUCGUGUUUGGCAACCAGGAUCGGUGACAAAAGCGUCCGAAGCGUGUGUUUUCGAACUUGUCGACGGAAAGCUCGGUUUAGUCGUGUACGAUAAUUUAAGUACAAAAAAUACGUUGCAAUUAACUCGAAAAUAAUGUAAUUGGGGAAUAUUAAUUCGCGAAAAAUAAGCGCGCAUUGUACAUCAAAGUCAGAACUUUAAGCUUAGUUAAGGCUCUGGUAUGUUCGUUGUGGGUGUUGCGAGGCAGCAGACGUAGCGAGCUUAUUUCGAAGCUUUUUAGCGGAAUUCGCGUCGGGACCGCAUUUGUAGAAUUUAAAGAAAGCUACAUUUAAAAAAAAAACAUCUUCAUUAUCAAUAGAGCCCUCGUUAAGGAUGCGAUCUAGAUUUGUUUGUUGAUGAUGACGCAAAAGAAUUAUUUAUACACAAAUAGGAUAUAUAAUAUAGUUUUUUUUUUGUUGUUUCAUUUUUUUCUAUAUAUUAUUAUAUGUAAAUUUAGAUGUAAGUUUGAGUGUGAUUUUAUGUUCGAAAUUGUCUUUUGCUGAUAAUUAAAGGAACGUUUAUUUGCUUUUCGAGAUUAGGUUAAGAUCGUUCCAAUGUCUUUGGUGUUUAUAAUUGAUUGUUUAUCGCCGAAUUCAGAAGAAAAAGAAUGGUUUUUAAUCUCAUAUCGGUGGGCGAAAGGCCCAUUUGGCUUGAGCGAUAUUUUUGCAAAUUAACUGGAGAGCCAUUGAAAGCUUAAAAUUUGGAAACAAGUAUCGUAAGAUAAAACUUCAGAUAUUUGAAUGGAGUAAAUUUAAUUGAAGUUCAAUUAAAAACAUUGAAUUGUUGAUGCUGAUACCAAACCUAACGCACUUUUAAUUAGAGAGAUAAAUGUCGCUUAAACUAAAUAGCCUUUUUUUUACCUUUCAAUAUCUUUACUAACUAUAAUUUUAACUAACUAGUUACUGAAGUUUUAUAUUUGUAUAGUACCAAGUAAUUAAUAUUAUGAACAUAUUAAAAAUGAAUUUAUAUCUGAAAAUAUGGCUCGACGAUAAACAAUACAUUAUGUAUGUCAAAGAUUCGUUUGAUAAAUUUUGUAAAUAGAAACGUUUUUUUUUUUUAGAUAAAUAAAGACCGGUUGUCUGAUCGUUAUACGCCCGUCUCGCUCUCUCGCGCCUGUGUGCGAAAGAGCGAACAGAUACUGACCCAGAGAGAGAUAGAGAGAGGACUAAUUGAAACAGCAAUAAUUAGUUUUAUAAUUUAGCUUUACUUUGAUAGUUGGGUUCUCUGGGUAUAACGAUCGCGUUGGUCCGCUGUGGAAUCGCGCCAAGGUAUAUAUAUAUUUAUGAAAUUAUUUAAUUUAAUUUUAUUAUUAUAAUUUUUGAGAUCCAAUUUUUUUUAUUGUCGACGAUUACUUUCCUCCAUGUUUUAGUUUCGAUUCGUUGUAACAAUCGACAGUAAUUGUUUUGUUUAUAAAAUUUGACGAUAGUUUGAUUUUUUUUCUUAAUGCUAAUUAAAAAUGCGUUUCAUAAAGGGAAUGAUAUCUUGGCGCGAUUCUUUCGCUAAUUGUAAAUAGUUUAAUUAGUCAAAAAACAGUAGUUUGUUAAAGCUGACUUAAAAGUUAAGUUGUUUGUAAUGAAUGAGGAAACUGGAAAAAAAAUAUAUAUAAGAGAGAAUGCGUUUUGAAUGAAAAAAAAAGACCUUCGGAUACACGUUGAGAGAAAAAAAUAUAGCAAUAAUAAAGAAAAAAAAAUAACGGCAAAAGAAUAUUUUUUGAAAUUCGAAUUAUUUUUUGAGAAGGCGACCGACUUGGUUCGAGAAAAAAAAAGAUUGAAAUGCCCGAGAUUGUGUAACUGUGAAAAGAGUAUGUAAAAAAAACUUGGGUCGCCUGAAUAAAAAAAAAAAAUAAAAAAAA
Molecule: messenger RNA, 7285 nt
Organism: Bombyx mandarina (wild silkworm)
Lineage: Eukaryota; Metazoa; Arthropoda; Insecta; Lepidoptera; Bombycidae
Gene: swm
Product: Zinc finger protein swm
Cellular component (GO): nucleus
Molecular function (GO): metal ion binding; RNA binding
Source: RefSeq, a predicted model, not a curated record